UUCAUUUUAGAUUAAUGUAUUAAUGCCGUAUUCAAGUAUAUACGUUGUUCAUUGUAUUUUAUUUCAACUAAGUACGUGUGUAUUUCACCAAGUUUUGUGUACUUUAUUUGAACUAAAACACGUCUCGAUUUAUUUGGUGCAAGUUUUUUUUCCAGGAGUUUCUCAGCUCGUUUUAUUCUACAGCGGGCUAAAGAAGAGUCAUCUGGGUGGGAGUUGUCUGCAGUGUGAUUAAUUACAACGGACACACCGAUAUAGAAUGGGGAGGGAAGGCAUUGUUAUUUUUUGCAGUUUGUGAGAGGAGGAAGGUGAGGUGCACUGUGGCAGCAAUGGGAGGACCUUAAGUGUGGGAAAGUCUUAAAAAAGCUGAUGCCUGUGGUGACCAGUUCCGUAGUUGAAGUGGAUGGGACUGAGACAUGAAAAUCAUGCAUUAAUGAAUGUAGGACAACUCAUCAAACUGCUUUGAAAUACUGGGAGUUACAUAUCCUGUUCCAUCCAUAUCCCAUAGAACAAUUCUGGUGAACUUGGCAUCUCCCUCUGUUGUAAGUCCAGCUCAAAUUUCAAACUGAGCAGUAUCACUUGUUGAGUUUGAACAACAUCUCAUAUACCUCCAAAUGAUUUGUUUCUCACCAAUAACAACACAUAAGUGCAGCUUUAAAAGACAUCUGCAAUGGCUGGGCAGGAAGAAGCUGAGGCUCAGCUGGCAGAGCUAGAGCUUCUUGCUAGUAUGUUUCCUACCCAGGAGGAGUUCACAAUGAAUGAUCAUUUGGCAUUUGCAGAGCUGAGAGACUACGCAGAAAAUCGAACAGCAAGUGUGCCAUCUUCAAAUGUGCAGUUCACCAUUCACAUAGUGUCUGAUAUUCCAGAUUCAGGAAUGGUGUCAUUUUCUUUAUUGUGUGCUUAUCCACUGAGUUAUCCAAAGGUGCUACCAGAAAUCAGCAUCAGAUCUACAUCAUUAUGUCGAUCACAGCAAGUGCAAAUGAAUGCAGAUCUGAACACCUAUUUAAAAGAGAACUGCAUUGGUGAGGUGUGUGUUUUUAGCGCAGCUGAAUGGGUGAAAGAAAAUGCAGCCAGUUAUGUAAGCAAGGAGACAGAAACAGUUUCUAAGGUAAAAGAAAACGAUGCAUCCUCAAAAGAUACAGUGUUCACCAGACUUUGGAUCUACAGUCAUCAUAUCUACAAUAAACAAAAACGUAAAAAUAUUUUGGAGUGGUCCAGUGAACUGCGGUUAACAGGAUUCAGCAUGCCUGGGAAACCUGGUGUCGUAUGUGUAGAAGGACCUCAGAGUCUCUGUGAAGAAUUCUGGUCAAGGUUAAGAAGAUUAUCUUGGCGAAGGAUUUUUAUAACCCACAGAGAGGACAUUACUUUGGACAGUACAUCAGAAAAUACAGAUGGUCAAAUGCAAAAGCAUAGACGAUUCUUACCUUUAGAAGAAAAGAUAUUUGAUGCUCAUGGAGCCAGAGGAAAUCACAUGGAUUUAGGCCAACUCUACCAAUUCCUCAGUGAAAGAGGGUGUGGUGAUGUUUUCCAGCUGUAUUUUGGCAUUGAAGGGAGGUAGAACUGAUUUGACAUAUGAAAAUGGAAUAACUCAUCCGUAUGACAAAAUCCUCAUCUUGAGUAUCAAGAUAAUUAUAGGUCUAUUUCAAUAGUACUUCAACACCAGCACUGCAUUUUGGAUUGGAGUUGAACAGAAUUGUUACAUGAAAGACCCAGGUUGCUAAGACUUUAAGCAAGCCACAUAUCCUUUAGUACUGUAUACUUUGCUGAACUGUGGAAUUAAGACUAUAACGUGCUUCAACGGAAAUUAUUUAUCUUCUGUUCUGUUACAGUGAUGAUCAUGACAAUCUCAUAAAGUGAUCUAGUGAUUUUACAGUGAAAUCAUAGCACUUAUGAUUUUACAGUGAAGUCAUUUAUCAAAUAAAUGCAACAGUUUUACUGCUGCUUUCAUAUAUUCAUUUUAUUGACAAGGAGUGCCUGACAGAUUAAAUUCUUACAUUUUGUGUGUGUGUGGUACAGAUAUGAAAAUUAGAUGACAAGCUGAAUUAUAGCUAUUUAUAGAAACAAUGCUUGUACAUUCAUAAUGACAGCAAGCUCUGAAGUCAAGGUCAGUGACUUUUAUCUCUUUGUUCAGAGGUAUUUUCUUCCACUUAAAGUUAUCCAGUUUGCUAGUGCUGAUAUCAAAUUUCAACAGUAAACUAAUAGACUUAAAUUUGCUGAUUAUGUAGGACAGAUACAGCAUUUUAGAAAGCACCAGGUCUAACAAGGCUUGUAGACUAAAAACAGGUCUCUCUAUGCAUCUUGUAAGUCAGUAAAUCAAGACAGUGAUUUUACAUAAUUUUUAAAUCUAAUUGUGUUACGUCAGUGAUCCUUUUACUAGAAUACCUUUGCAUGUUCUUACUCAAGUUGAAUGACAUAUUUGGUAAAGUAGGAACAGCUGCAUUGUCAUUUAGUGUUCACCUGACCAAUGAUUUGUAGAAGGGAAUCAGAGUAGUUGAUGACCUACCCUGCAGAAUCAGAUUUACUACCCAAAAAUGUUUCUUAGCACUGUGGAUACAUUGUGUUCAGAAUUUAGAUUAUUUUCUAUAAAUGUAACUAGGUCUGUGGUUUUACUUAUGUUCAUGAUAUUUGUCAUCUUUGCAUGUGCUGUACAUUAUUUUGUUGUCAAAUGGAUUGUUUAGUUACAUUUAAAGUUCUAGUUAUUCUCUGAGCAUCCUCCGUUCAAGUCAUUGUUGGUAAUAUGGAAGUGUGACUUAAUCCACUGGAGGAGUGGCAACACAUUCUGCCUUAAGAGUAGUCAGUACAUUUACUCAUAUGGGGUCCCUUGCUAUAUUGCCUUCUAAAACAAUUCCAAAUAAUAAUGGUCCAAAAAAUAUACUUAGAGAGCAUCACUUGUGUCUGAUUUCCUGGAAGAUUUAUACAGUACCUUCACAGUUUAUUUUCUGCCAUAUAACCCUUGGUUUGCAUCAGCUGAAUCCUAGCUGUACAAUACUUCCAGGUUUAUGAAGCAGUGGCAAAGCUGUACUAUUCUUGAUCUGAUAAAACUGUACUGCUAGUUUGUUUUGUUAAUGACAUAAAUGUAUACUGUCCCAAAAUACUUGUGAACACCGUUAAGUAAAUGUUAGCCCAUG
Molecule: messenger RNA, 3125 nt
Organism: Protopterus annectens (West African lungfish)
Lineage: Eukaryota; Metazoa; Chordata; Ceratodontiformes; Protopteridae
Gene: RWDD2B
Product: RWD domain containing 2B
Exons: 7
Coding region: 668-1555 (295 amino acids)
Molecular function (GO): protein binding
Source: RefSeq, a predicted model, not a curated record